Messenger RNA from Aspergillus chevalieri, 1530 nucleotides. RefSeq lists its product as uncharacterized. The record is from RefSeq and is a predicted model, not a curated record. Lineage: Eukaryota; Fungi; Ascomycota; Eurotiomycetes; Eurotiales; Aspergillaceae. The coding region runs from base 1 to 1530 and encodes 509 amino acids. The transcript is spliced from 4 exons.
AUGGUUUACGAUCCAGCUCGUGAUCCUUUCGGGAAACAUGAAAUGACCCCUGAGGACAGGCCAUUUCGUGCCAAUCCGAUUGACCAGAUGGUCACUUGCAAGGUACGAGGCUGGUUCCUGACCUCUAUUAAUGAACAGCUCAAGGAUCGACUUGAAGAAUCAUUUAUCAAGUGUAUCGUCGCGAUGGGUGAUCUCCAACUCAUCACGGGGUUCUCUAUCAUUGUCAGUGGCGCUCUUCAACUAGACUGCGGUCUGACUGUCUAUGAAUGGCAGAUUAUCGUCUAUCUAACAUGGUUCUCUUGUCUCACUCAUUUGUCUUGUCUGAUGGUCCUGCGCAGCUACCUUUAUGUUCACACGUUUGGGCGAACUUGGCGGCUGGUCGCUAUGGGAAUACUUGCCAUAUUGCUGAUUGUGGGAUUACUUCCCACGGCGAAUUAUGCCGCUCCUUAUACUGCACGUCCUGGUCCUUCAGACUAUGCCAAAUGCUAUUUGGCAAUUCAGCCCACCUCGAACAUAGGACUUUGGUCAAUGAUAUUUUCAGUGUUGAUUAUAGCCAUUGGCUUCAUUUCUCGCGUGAUGAAGUUACACAAAAUGCUUUCAGUCACUAUCUGGGGCAGCCUCAGAACCUGGGCUAGUGUUCAGGCUCGGGGCGUGCUGCGUGUCGUCUACAAGUUGUGUACUACAGGUGGCCGAGCGCGAGGUCUAAGCUUCUCCUUGGUAUACCGGCCACUGUUCGCGGUCUUGCUCGCUUCACGUUUUGUAUUAGAUGCAUGGUCUUCGAUGUUUGUGGAGGCGUUGUGGCUAUUUAUUGCCUUUCUUUGGGGUGUUAUCCGUCUCAUGAUCGCACUUGAUCACACUCCGAGGGGGUAUGGUUUGUGGACAAAGACCGCAAGUCAUGACCGAGGUAACUGGACUUUCGGACAAGUUGUAUCUUUGGUGCUGCUAGCGACACCCCUUGUAACCUUGCUGGGAUAUUUCGACCGCGAUCCUUCAACUUGUCCCCAAAGCUCACUGGCUCGGGAGGGCUCCGAGUUCCUUGAGCCCAUGAGGCGUGCCAAUGAUCCUAAUCCGCCUCCGUCCAUUGAGACAAUACUAGACGCCGAAGAUCCUGACGGGAACUGGUCUAACCAAUCCAAAACUCUUGGAAUGGUAAUAAUCUAUGCGUUGGUCUCGGUGAUCAACAUCGUCACGGAGCUUUUCUUCCAGUCAUUCGAUAGAUCCCUGAUUGAGGUAUUAGCCAACUUGCACUGGGUUAUCAAGGUGAUUCUUGUGCUCACUGGUAUCUAUGGCAUCGUUUUGUUCUCUUUGCUUAUCCAAUCAGAGGUGAGCGGAAAAAGACCGAGGAUUCAAGGCUGCCUGCAAUUUCUGAACCUUGCGUUCCAUGUAAUCAGCUUCAACUGCGAGUUAUUUUUCUAUGCUUCUUAUACUUCAAAGAGUCAGCCUUGGUUAUACUACAUGCAACUUUUUGCCCUGGGCUUUUAUGCCCUGGUGGCUGUUGUGUUUUAUGGGCUCGCAAGAAAAAGCAGGUAA